Messenger RNA from Galeopterus variegatus (Sunda flying lemur), 537 nucleotides. RefSeq lists its product as uncharacterized. The record is from RefSeq and is a predicted model, not a curated record. Bases 1 to 537 code for a protein of 178 amino acids. The transcript has 4 exons. Lineage: Eukaryota; Metazoa; Chordata; Mammalia; Dermoptera; Cynocephalidae.
AUGAUGACUAAAGAAGUCUGCACAGAAGGUGGCAUGAGCAAAGAUCUGGAAAAGAUCGGGGCGCUGAAGGACUACUACCACUUCUACCAUAGCAGGACGAUUAAAAGGUCAGUUCUCUCAAGCCGAGGAAGCCACAGUUUCAUUUCAAUGGAACCAAAGUGGAGCAGUCAGUGGGGGCUGGUAGAGCCCUACGUGGAAGUGAUUCAAGAUUACACUGGUGCUACAGAGCGAUUUAAGUUCCAAAUCAGAGUCCUCUCAAAGGACAAAAGCAGAUGCGGCCACCUCAGCUUGGUGGCACACAGUGCGCUCCUGGCCUGCCCACUGGAGGCGCAGCUCCUGUCAUCGUCUGGACCACGGCUGCUGGAGACAGUCAAAGUGGCAGCGUGUCAUUUCCUUCACCAACCCAUCUCCAGCAGCACAACCAGUCCUCCCAGCUGGUCCUGUGGGGACCGCCCAUUAUGGAAACGUAGUAGCACCGUCCCCAUGCAGCCAACCAUCCUGGACUUCUCUUUGGGCAAGCCUGGGCCAGGGCCUUAG